Molecule: messenger RNA, 840 nt
Organism: Parasteatoda tepidariorum (common house spider)
Lineage: Eukaryota; Metazoa; Arthropoda; Arachnida; Araneae; Theridiidae
Source: RefSeq, a predicted model, not a curated record
AUGACAAAAUCCUCAGCACUCGAUUGUGAACUAAAAGCAGCUGCUCUACAGACAAUUUAUGCCAGGUAUCCAAAAAGUAAUUGGAUUCACAUCUAUACAGACGGAUCGAAAAUGCUUGACAACGUUGGUGUUGGUGUGUAUUCAGAACUCUUUGCGUUCUAUGCCACCCUCGGUCCAUUGCGGACCAAUUUUGAUGGAGAACUGGAGGCAAUUAGAAUUGCAACAGAACAAAUCAGGGUUAGAUCAGUUCAGAUUGACAGCAUAGUUAUUUUUUCAGACUCUCUAUCAGCCAUCCAGGCUAUUGCAGCAUAUAAUGUUGCAGAGUCAAAUAUUAUUGACUCCUGCAGAAGAAGUAUUAUUCUCUUAGCUUCUGAGGGAGGGACUGCUGUUCUGCAGUGGAUUCCAUCUCAUGUAGGAAUAAAUGGUAGCGAAUGGGCUGAUACAUUAGCAAAGAAGGGAACAGAGAUUUCGCAGGCAGGCAAUUCCAAAGUACCAUUUUCAUCAAUUAAAGGAAUUAUAAAAAAUAUUGUGAAGAAAAGCUAUGAUGCUAAUUUAGUUGAAGAAAUCAAGAAUAAGAAAUGGAGGUAUUCAAUUAAUAAAAUUUCAAACUCCCCUAGAUCCACUGCAGUGGCGGCGCUCCGUCUGGAGACUGGACAUGACUGCCUUGCUAAACAUCUAUACAGAAUUGGUAUAUUUGGCAGUCCUAUGUGCAUUUUGCGCAACCAGAACUUUGAGAUGGACAAAGAUCAUUUGCUCAGUUGUUCUUCAUUAAAUGAAGAAGUUUUAUUCAGUCGAUAUUGGCGCGCUAGGGAGUUGAUGCAAUUGGUAUCCAGCGACUGA